This is a messenger RNA of Dibothriocephalus latus, 738 nucleotides long. The record is from the annotation of a GenBank genome assembly. NCBI's taxonomy places the organism in Eukaryota, Metazoa, Platyhelminthes, Cestoda, Diphyllobothriidea, Diphyllobothriidae.
AUGGAGAAAAAUAACAGCCUGAAGGUUUGCAAACUCACAGACACUACGUACGUUCGGACUCUGGAGAAUGCUAUCCAGUUUGGCAUGCCAGUUCUGCUAGAAAAUAUCGGUGAGGAGUUAGAUCCCAUCCUAGAUCCGGUUCUGCAGAAGCUCAUCUAUCACAGCGCGGGGUCGGAUUACAUUCGCCUGGGUGACAGUGUCCUCGAGUACAAUCAAGAAUUCAAACUCUAUUUGACAACCCGCCUGCGCAAUCCGCAUUAUCUACCAGAAAUUUCUGUCAAAGUGUGUCUCCUCAACUUCAUGAUUACUCCACUUGGUCUGACAGACCAACUUCUGGGCAUUGUUGCAGCUAUGGAGAAGCCGGAGUUGGAGGCGCUGAAGAACCAGCUGAUUGUGGAGUCUGCUGAAAACAAGCGAAAACUGAAGGAACUGGAGGACAAGAUUUUGGAGGUGCUGAGUUCCUCCGAAGGCAACAUCCUGGAGGACGAGACAGCCAUCAACAUUCUUUCCUCCUCCAAAGUGCUUAGCGCUCAAAUUACGGAGAAGCAGGCAGUCGCUGAGAAGACCCAGGUCGAGAUUGACACCACGCGAAGUGGCUAUAUUCCAGUUGCCAACCAUGGGGCCAUCCUCUUCUUCUGCAUUUCAGACCUCGGCAACAUUGAUCCCAUGUACCAGUACUCGCUGACUUGGUUUAUCAAUCUGUUCAUUUCGGUGAGUCCUGUGUUGGAAAUUUUAUAG